AUGCUGUUCAACGGGAUCACUGGACCUAUUAAGGCCAGGAUCUUCACGACGACAUUGACUGGUCAAGCGAUGACCUGGAUAACCAGGCUCCCUAGGAACUCAAUCGACUCGUUUGAGGACCUAGCUCGGACUUUCCGACUUAACUUUGCAACAAGCAAGGUGCAUCCGAUGCCAGCCUAUGCUUUGGGAAGAAUCCGGCAGAAGGAGAACGAAUCGUUGAGGAAAUACCUCGAUCGAUUCAAGGAUGCCGCCCUCAAGGUUCGAGGUUUAACUGAAGCAGUGCACCUCCACUUAAUCAUUUCGGGAUUAGAUGGGGACUCCCCAUUGGCGAGGUCUAUCUAUAAAAACCCGGUAAACGAUCUGGAGGAGUUUAGACAAAGGUCGGACAAAUACAUUGACGUGGAAGACAUGCAAAAGGUCUAUGUCGAAUCUCGAGGACGAAGCCCGACACGUCGGAGCCCGAGUAAGAAAAACAACAAAGACCGGGACCAGAAGGGAUCCAAAAAAGCAAAGGACACUCGCAAUAAGAGGUCGGAAGAUCGGUCACCAAGGAGGAAGUAUGACGACUAUACACCUUUGAACGUGUCCAGAUCCAGGAUAUGGAAAGAGGUAGCUCAAACCGAGAUGCGCAAUGUCGAGAGACCUCGACCCCUCAAAGCCAAAGAUGCAAUUGAAAAGCACGUCAGAGAGGGGAAGUUGAAACAAUAUAUCAUCCGAACACAGGGCAAGAAAAAUAAUAAGCGAAGGCAAAGAAGCCGGAGCCGAAGUCGAAGCCCGAAGAGAGAGGAUAGAAAGGAUAAAAGAAGAGACCGACCUGCCAAAGUCAAAGAGGUCGACGACAAGGACGAGGCUUUUCCUGAAGCCGAAUUCGAAUGCAACGUGAUAAAUGGAGCUCUAGGUGGGGGAGGAGACUCGCCUAACGCCAGAAGAAAGUACCUAAAGGAGGUCAUCUCUGUAAGAGAUAGGCCGACCUUCAAAGGGAAAGACAACAAACCUGCACCCCCAAGACUGUUCUUCACUCAGGAGGAACUAGCAAUGGUCGUACCCGGACACACUGACGGAUUGGUGAUCACUGGAGUGCUAGUCAAUUGCCGAGUGAAGAGAAUCUUUAUUGACCACCGAAGCUCAGCUGACAUAAUUCUCUGGGAUGCUUUCCAGAGGAUGAACCUGGAUGAGAAGGACUUGAAACCAUGUGUCACCGAGCUGGUCAGGUUCAACGGAGCGGCGUCCCCUCCAAAAGGCUACAUCGACCUAAAGUUGACCUUGGGCACGAAGGACUCGUUCCGAGCUGGAAGGGUUUGUUUCGUCGUGGUGGACACCUCGUCUUCCUACAACGUGAUCAUUGGCCGGCCUACAAUCCAUGAAUGGGAUAUGCUGAUCUCCACUAAACAUCAAGCAUUGAAAAUGCCUGGGAUGAACAAUGAGAUCGUCACCAUAAGAGGUGAUCAAGAAGAAUCAAGAAAGUGCUACUAUGAGACUCUACGAGUCCAUCAUGGAGGUCCAUCAUCUCCACCUCGGCUUAAAGAGGGAGGAGUUAAGGACCAAUCAUUGAAGGCUUGUGGAAGCGAGGUCAACUUGGUGGAACUCGACGUGAGAGAGGAGCUCCUAGCACCUCGUCCAGAACCCCAAGGAGAGCUGGAGGAUGUCGAUAUUGCAGAGAACGACAAAGGGCACACCAAGCUGGGAAAAGGCCUAGAUGCUGACUUCAAAGAGGAACUGGUUUCCUUCUUAACGGAAAACCGCGACGUAUUUACGUGGAAAGCCUCGGAGAUCCCAGGAAUAUACCCAACUUUCUGCUGCCACAAGCUCUCCAUGUACCCCAGAUCACAGCCAGUGUCCCAAAAGAAGAGGAAGAUAGGAUCCGACUGA
Gastrolobium bilobum is the source of this 1869-nucleotide messenger RNA. RefSeq lists its product as uncharacterized. The transcript has 2 exons. Bases 1 to 1869 code for a protein of 622 amino acids. The record is from RefSeq and is a predicted model, not a curated record. Lineage: Eukaryota; Viridiplantae; Streptophyta; Magnoliopsida; Fabales; Fabaceae.